GCGUUGCGCAAGCUCCGGGCAAAGAUAUACGUGUACUUUUCUUUUAUCGUCAUAAGUGGUCUUCAAUGACUCGUGUAGACUGAAUUUCUCCCGGAAAAUUCAGGAUCACCUUGUCCAAUUCUCCUUAUUGCAGGCGAGCUAGGAGGCCGGAAGAGAGAGAGAGAGAGAUUAGUUAGUGAAUGGCGAAAUCCAGCGCCGACGAUGAGGAGCUCCGGAGAGCCUGCGAGGUGGUGAUAGAAAGCACCAAGCAGACGGUCUUAAUGUCGAUCCGAGUCGCCAAGAGCCGCGGGAUCUGGGGCAAACCGGGAAGCAAGUUAGGCCGCGGUCAAAUGGCCAAACCUAGGGUUCUAGCUAUUUCCGCAAAAGAAAAAGGUCAGCAGACUAGAGCUUUUCUACGUGUGCUAAAGUAUUCCACUGGAGGUGUUCUUGAGCCUGCCAAGUUGUAUAAGCUGAAGCAUCUUUCAAAGGUGGAGGUUGUAACUAAUGAUCCAAGUGGCUGUACAUUUACUCUGGGAUUUGAUAAUCUUAGAAGUGCAUCUGUAGCUCCCCCUCAAUGGACAAUGCGCAACGUUGAUGACAGGAAUCGCCUUUUGCUUUGCAUCUUAAACCUCUGCAAAGAUGUAUUGGGCCGUCUCCCAAAGGUUGUUGGGGUAGACGUGGUAGAGAUGGCACUUUGGGCGAAGGAAAAUACACCUGCUGUAAUUAGCAAACAAAAAGGUGGUAACCUUCAAGCUAUGCCUGUGGCUGCCGUGGAGGCAGAAGAUGACAUGAGAGUGACUGUUGAAAGGGAACUUGUGUCGCAAGCUGAGGAGGAGGAUAUGGAGGCUCUUUUAGGCACUUAUGUCAUUGGCAUUGGUGAAGCUGAGGCAUUUUCUGAGAGGAUGAAGAGAGAACUUCAAGCUUUGGAAGCAGCAAAUGUCCAUGCCAUAUUGGAGAAUGAGCCUUUAAUAGAUGAGGUACUACAGGGGCUUGAAUCUGCUUCUAGUUGUGUUGAAGACAUGGAUGAAUGGUUGAGCAUCUUUAAUUUAAAACUUAGACACAUGAGAGAAGACAUCGAAUCGAUAGAAGUCCGCAAUAACAAGUUGGAAAUGCAGUCAGUAAACAAUGAAGUAUUGAUUGAGCAACUUGAUAAGCUUCUUGAAAAAUUACGAAUUCCUUCUGAGUAUGCAGCAAGUUUAACCAGUGGUUCAUUUGAUGAAGCACGCAUGCUUCAAAAUAUUGAAGCUUGCGAAUGGUUGACCAAUGCUCUACGUGGCCUUGAAGCACCUAAUUUGGAUCCUAGCUAUGCCAAAAUGCAAGCUGUAAAAGAGAAGCAAGCAGAACUUGACAAAUUGAAAACUACUUUUGUUCGUAGAGCUUCUGAGUUCUUGAGAGACUACUUUUCUAGUUUGGUUGAUUUCAUGAUAAGUGAUAAGAGUUACUUCUCUCAGCGUGGGCAAUUGAAAAGGCCUGACCAUGCCGAUCUACGAUACAAGUGUCGGACGUAUGCUCGACUUUUACAACACUUGAAGAGCCUUGACAAGAACUGCUUAGGCCCUCUAAGAAAAGCUUACUGUACAUCCCUUAACUUGCUUUUGCGCCGUGAGGCUCGUGAGUUUGCAAAUGAACUUCGUGCAAGUACAAAGGCAUCAAGAAAUCCAACUGUAUGGCUUGAAGGUUCCACAGGUUCCAGCCAGAGUGUGAAUAAUGCAGACACUUCUACUGUGUCAGAAGCAUAUGCUAAAAUGCUUACAAUAUUUAUCCCACUACUUGUGGAUGAGAGUUCUUUCUUUGCACAUUUUAUGUGCUUUGGAGUUCCUGCACUUGUUCCUCCAGGAGGAGUUGCCAAUGGCAAUAAAAGUGUACAAGAUGAGGAUGAUGAUGAUGAUUUAGGCAUCAUGGAUAUUGAUGAUAAUGACAACAAAGCUGGCAAAAGUUCAUCAGAGCUAGAAGCAUUAAAUGACUCACUUCAUGAUUUGCUUGAUGGAAUACAAGAAGACUUUUAUGCUGUGGUAGAUUGGGCAUACAAGAUUGAUCCUUUACGCUGCAUAUCAAUGCAUGGAAUCACAGAACGGUAUAUUUCUGGUCAGAAAGCUGAUGCAGCAGGGUUUGUUCGUAUCUUGCUUGAUGACCUGGAAUCUAGAAUUUCUAUGCAGUUUAGCCGUUUUGUAGAUGAAGCUUGUCACCAGAUUGAAAGAAAUGAGCGGAACGUUCGACAGUUGGGGGUCUUGUCAUAUAUACCCAGAUUUGCUACACUUGCAACCCGUAUGGAGCAAUAUAUCCAGGGACAGUCAAGGGACUUGGUUGAUCAGGCAUACACUAAAUUUGUUUCUACAAUGUUUGCGACUUUAGACAAAAUUGCUCAGGCUGAGCCAAAAUAUGCAGACAUUAUGCUUUUAGAGAACUAUGCUGCAUUUCAGAAUAGUCUGUAUGACCUGGCCAAUGUUGUGCCCACUUUAGCAAGGUUUUAUCACCAAGCUAGUGAGUCUUAUGAACAGGCUUGUACACGUCACAUCAAUGUGAUUAUAUAUAAUCAAUUUGAGAGACUCUUCCAAUUUGCGAAAAGAAUUGAGGAUUUAAUGUACACGAUCACACCAGAAGAGAUUCCAUUCCAGCUUGGAUUGUCUAAGAUGGAUCUUCGGAAGGUUGUCAAAUCUAGUUUAUCAGGGGUUGACAAGUCCAUCACUUUGAUGUACAAGAGAUUGCAGAAGAACUUAACCUCAGAUGAGUUGUUGCCUUCAUUGUGGGAUAAAUGCAAGAAGGAGUUUCUGGACAAGUAUGACAGUUUUCAUCAGCUCGUAGCUAAGAUUUAUGGUGAUGAGGCCAUCCCGUCUGUUACAGAAAUGAAAGGAAUCCUGGCAUCUAUGUAACCGUAUUCGUUGUCCUGUAUAUUUAGUUAUAUUCUUUUUUGAACUUGAGACCGAGUCUUGCCGCUAGACUACACAACUCCCGGCUUCUUUUCUGUUUUGUGGAGAAUGGGAAAAGGGGCUUGUAGAUGUGCCUUCUGCAUUCGGUUGUGUUUUGUAUAUGUUUUUUUUUUCUUUUAUAUAUUUGUUGGGUCUAUUCUCUUGUAAUGUUUUUUUUUUUUUUUUUUUUGAAAACUUCUCUUGUAAUAGACGGUGUAGUUUCACCAGAGCCAGUUGAGUAGAACUUGUACGUGUAUAUCUUUCUUGGCUUAAUUUAUACGGAGUAUCAUUUCUACUUGUGAAGACAA
Messenger RNA from Ipomoea nil (Japanese morning glory), 3193 nucleotides. RefSeq names its product exocyst complex component SEC3A-like. Gene Ontology annotation, cellular component: plasma membrane; exocyst. Lineage: Eukaryota; Viridiplantae; Streptophyta; Magnoliopsida; Solanales; Convolvulaceae. The transcript has 25 exons. The record is from RefSeq and is a predicted model, not a curated record. Gene Ontology annotation, molecular function: phosphatidylinositol-4,5-bisphosphate binding. The coding region runs from base 180 to 2849 and encodes 889 amino acids. Gene Ontology annotation, biological process: exocytosis; Golgi to plasma membrane transport.